Messenger RNA from Phytophthora nicotianae INRA-310, 1635 nucleotides. RefSeq lists its product as hypothetical. Bases 1 to 1635 code for a protein of 544 amino acids. The transcript is spliced from 2 exons. The record is from RefSeq and is a predicted model, not a curated record. NCBI's taxonomy places the organism in Eukaryota, Oomycota, Peronosporomycetes, Peronosporales, Peronosporaceae.
AUGACUGACGUAACUCAGCUGUCCGAUGAAUUUCUUCUACAGAGUUCUUUAAAGAAUGAGUCAGUUGUUGACGUAUCGAAAGGUAAAAAGCUAGUAGUGCUUCCUGAUCUUCAACAAGGUAGCUACACUUCGGGAACGGUUACGUAUGACGCGACUGCAACUGCUGGUUCUCAGGGUUAUGCUUCGCUUAAGGAUGCUUACAUUACGGUACCUCUCAGUCUGGAAAUGAACGGACAGACUGUUCUAGCGGAUGGUGAAUACCGCAUGUUCUGGAAUAAUCUACGGGCUCAGACGGAGCGUUCGCAAAAUGAUAUUACGAAGCAUGGUGCCGAUGCGUAUCUAUACCCUGACGACUGGUAUUCUAUUAACUUUAGUGCUAGCGCGUCUGGUGCUGGUGAUAGCUACUCAAACAAUCAGGUUGAUAAUGCUGCUAAUCUGGAUACUACGCUAGCUCAAUCACAGGAAAACAGAGCAUUUAAUAAUGGUUUGUUCAAUCGUCUAUGUUCGAUGCUACCAACAGUAGAUUCUACUGAUGCCGUUCCUUCUUGGAGUUGGCCAUCCUUAGGUACUACCGCUACUCGUAACAUCGUUCAGCAAAACGCCAAGGGGUGUUUCAAAGAGUCCGAUACCACUAUAAUUUCUGCUACUAAAGUACUAGGUCGCUGGAUCUACAUGCUUAAGAUUCGCCUUGUUGAUCUUCACCCAAUUUUCAAGGAACUUAACCUUGUAUCCAAUCCUCAAUUCAAACUACGUAUACGCUUUAACACUGGUACGGUUAAGGUAUCUGGUACGGCUACUACAAUGCAGCUUGAUUCUGUAACAAUGACUAGCGGACAGACUUGCCCUAUCAUGGUUUCUAGUGCAGCAGCAAAUCAACCUAUGAAUGGUGUGUUAUCUACAGGAGCUCAGGUUGGUUUCGGUGUUCUUCAGAAUGAGUACACGUCAGUGGCUGAGGUUGGUAAUUAUGUUCCAUAUACAACUACACGACUAAACAUUCCUUUCUAUGAACUACGCAAUCCUAGCUCUAUUAUCAACAAGCCUAUUAAACACAUUCGCUUUAAUGAUGUAUACGCACAAUAUUUCACAAAACGCGCUGGUGAAACCCCUGAUACUAUCACUGGUCAGCUAAAUGUUGACUUCAACUUCCAACUAUCCGGUACUUUCAAGAAUAUCAAGUAUGUUGCACUGCUACCAUUUGCUGAAACUUCAAAAAGCCAUUUUGCGAGUGCUCAUGGAACACAACAGUUCCAAUCUCCUUUCGAUAGCGCUCCAUGGACUGUUAUGCCUGGGGCUUCCAUCCGUAAUUUCCAAGUAACGAUUGGCAACUCAAACGUGUUUUCUAAGACACAUGAGUACGACUAUGAAAAUUUCCAAGACGAAUUUUCUAAGCUAGCUGCCGUUAAUGGUGAUCACACACGUGAAAUUUCUAAUGGUUUAAUCGACGCUAAUAAGUGGGCAUACGCGCACAGAGUUAUGGUUGCUGAUUGCCCACGCAUUUCUGAGAAGGAUGUCCCCCAAAGCAUCCAAGUGUCUGGAAUUAAUGGUAAUGCUACUGGUAUGAAUAUCUUGGUGCUUGUCGUAUACGAACGUUCGAUGGAUCUUGAUCGUCUAACUGGUGAAGUAAGCAACCUUUAA